Chondrus crispus (carragheen) is the source of this 1581-nucleotide messenger RNA. Its product is annotated as Monogalactosyldiacylglycerol synthase, family GT28. NCBI's taxonomy places the organism in Eukaryota, Rhodophyta, Florideophyceae, Gigartinales, Gigartinaceae. The transcript has a single exon. Gene Ontology annotation, biological process: glycolipid biosynthetic process. Gene Ontology annotation, molecular function: hexosyltransferase activity. The coding region runs from base 1 to 1581 and encodes 526 amino acids. The record is from RefSeq and is a predicted model, not a curated record.
AUGUCGACUGCCCUCUCAUCCUCCAAGCAUGCUAUCGAAGACGACUCCGAGCGUGAAUCCCUCGUCGCCCAAGCCGCGGAUGACCCGGAAACUGCCGAAACCACAGUGCUCCAAGGCAAGCCUUCGCCGCGCUCCGUCAAUCGCUUCGCCCCUCCUCCUGAUGCCCCCCACACCGACAUUUCAGCCCUGUCGCUCUCGUCUUCUCCCGCUGUUUCCUUCGAGGUACCCAUUGUCGACGAAGAGGAGAAGGGUCGGUUUCGCAUUUUGGUGCUGAUGAGCGAUACGGGCGGGGGCCAUCGCGCCAGCGCCCAAGCACUGGAGGCCGCGUUUCAAAAGCUGUAUCCGGGCGCGACGGAUAUAUGUACGGUGGAUUUUUGGAAGAGUGUGGCCGGGUUUCCGUUUCACAACUUUCCGCAGCAGUACUCAUACUGCGCCAAGCGGCCGUUUUUGUGGCGGUUUUUGUACAUGUGGGCCAAGUUUCGCCCCACAAGAGCUUUGACCGAGUUUGCGUUUUCCCUCUUUUGUCAUUCCAAGGUGCGCCGCUAUUUUGAGGCGGCCGAGGCCGAUUUGAUCAUAUCUGUUCAUCCCCUGGUGAACACGUUGUCGUUGUCCGUACUGGCGUACAUGCGCGACUUGUACGGACGGCCCACGCCACCAUAUGUGACGGUGGUGACGGACUUGGGCGGGGCGCAUCCGACGUGGUUUGACGGGCGGGCGGAUUUGACGUUCGUGCCGAGCGAGCCAUUGCAGGAGAUGGCGUUGGAAAACGGGGUGCAGGAGGAUAGAAUACGAAUGCUUGGGCUGCCAAUCCGGUCAUCGUUUUGGGAGGAGUCACGGUCGAUUGAUGAGCUGCGUAAAGAGCUCGGGAUGGCGCUUCACGUACCGACGGUGCUCCUCGUGGGUGGUGGGGAUGGGGUUGGGGGCAUCGGGGCGAUUGCGGACGCGAUCGCAGUGAAGAUUGCCGAGGAAGUGGGGACGUCGGGGGGCCAGCUGGUGGUAGUGUGCGGGAAGAACAAGAAGCUGCUUGAGCAGAUGCGGGCGCGGUCUUGGCCUGUGGCGGUGAUUUUGAAAGGGUUUGUGAACAACAUGAGCGAGUGGAUGGCAGCGUGCGACAUCCUGUGCUCCAAGGCCGGGCCGGGGACGAUCGCGGAGGCGUGGAUCCGAGGGUUACCAAUCAUCCUGACGGGGUUCCUGCCGGGACAGGAGGAGGGCAACGUGCAGCUGGUGACCGAGUCCGGGUCCGGGGAGUUUCACGCGUCGCCGGCGGCGAUAGCGGCGUGCGCGGCGCGUUGGGUGAGCGACCCGGAGCUGCGCGGGGCGGUGGCGGGGCGCGCGACGAGCAUGGGGCGGCCCUCGUCCAGCAUCGAGAUCGCGCGAGACGUGUGGCAGCUCGGGCAGACGCGGCUCCGCGAGCGCGAGGCGUUCCGGUUGCGCAUGCUGCAGACGCCCGUGCAGCACGUGCCCAACGGGUACAUCGCGAUGACUCGCUACUACCUCGGCAGCGCGGUGCGCUCCGUGCAGCGCGUAUUCAUGGGGAUGUUCGGCUACCACGACGCGCAGGCGGCGCGGCCACGGGAAUAG